AUGUAUGUUAUCUGUAUUUCUUCCUUUCUUUCUCGCCGUCCUUUCUAUGAGAGGACAGCCAAUGUUCUUAUCGUGGUUAGGAAGAUCAUCAAGCGAGGUAAAAUAAGCAACCCAACACCCAUUUCUAGUAUAUCUAUACGCCUAUACACGCACGAACGAGAGGAAUCCGCGCCCACGAUGGUUCGAACGACCCUAGCAUCCUUGUCUAUUUCGUCCUUCCACCCUGACCUGUCGUCCUCCGCCGUGGUUGACGCGCAUCGCGCGCUCCUGUCGAGGGAGAUCUCGCUCCCCUACCCUGCUGGGAAGGCGACGCUUCAGUUAGGGGGGAUUCACCUCCGCCUGCUACGGCAGGGCUCUCGCGCUCGCGAGGGGGACGGCUCCAUGGGCUUCGUCGUGACGGUGAAGGCGGUGGUGCGCGGGGAGCUCGCGGAGGUGGCGACGCGGGAGUUCGUGAUCGGCACCUGCGCGCUGGACUUCGCGGCGAACCCCGGGGCCGCGGAAACGGAAACGGAAACCCGCGGCGGUGGAGAUCCCGGCAAAGGCGGGCGGUUGGGGGCGCAUCCGCCGCCGAAUGGGGCGCCCUUCGCGAAGCGCGCCCUCAACGCCUUAGCGCGGCAGGCGCAGCGUAGCCAGCUGCUGCGGCGCCUGGGGGCGGCGCCGCUUUCCUCGAAUGGAUUUCUGAGGCUCGACCUACGCGUGCAGUCGGAGCGGGUGAGGCUGGUAUUGGAGGUCCGUCUCCUGCGUGCUCCCGCCGCGAACGGCGGGCUGGGAGGGGGGGGAGGGGGGGGCCGGAAACGAGAUCGCACCGCCUCGGCCGUGUUGGAGGGUGGGGAGGCGCGGGAGGGGAGGGGAUCGGGCGCGACGAAGGCAUCCGACCCCGCAUCAGCGUCCUUGGAUGCUGCUUUAGCCUCUUACGGUCUCGAGGCGGUGGUGGUGGGCACCAUUGCUUCCUUAGUUUGA
Phytomonas sp. EM1 is the source of this 960-nucleotide messenger RNA. NCBI's taxonomy places the organism in Eukaryota, Euglenozoa, Kinetoplastea, Trypanosomatida, Trypanosomatidae. The record is from the annotation of a GenBank genome assembly.